AUGGCUUUUUUGAACAUUUCCAAUCAAGAUGUGGCUUAUACACCUGGUUUACAAAUAUUUGCAACCAGACAGAACCAAGUUGCCAUUGAGAAUAUCCGUUUUGUAGAAUGUCAGCCUAUAUCCUCGAUAUCGACAGAAGGUUCACCUGUAGAAAUCCAAAUACCCGGAGCUGGGCAAGAAUAUCUAGACUUGCAACGUAGUCGACUUUAUGUGAAGGCAAAGCUAUUGAAACAUGACGGCUCUCAUCUUACUGCUCUAGAAAAAACAUCUAUCAUUAACUUACCGUCUUUGAACACUAAUAAUUACCCUUGGAAAGCUUAUAUCAAAACAUUGAUGAGUACAUCACAUGAUGAUUUACAACAACUCGAAAGUCAAUUAUACUAUCCUGAUGACCCUAAUCUCGAUGAAACAGACCCUGUUUCUGGAUCCAAUGGCGGAUUGAUAAAAAGGGGGACUUUUACAAAAUCCAGUGUUGAGUUUGAACUGGAAGGGCCUCUCAUGGAAGAUAUCUUUUCAAUAGAUAAAUACAUGAUUAACGGAGUUGAUAUCAAUUUGAAAUUGUACAGAAGUAAUAAUACUUUUAUGUGUAUGUCAAAGGAGGCAUCCCCUGAUUAUAAAUUAGUACUUUUAAAUGUAUUGUUUAAAGCCUGUAAAGUCAGGGUUGAUCCAGGCGUAUAUCUAGCCCAUGAAAAACAAAUCCAGAUAGCCCCUGCACAAUACCCAAUGUUAAAGAACGAAGUAAAAAUGAAUAGCAUAUCUACUAAUUCCUCCGAGUUUUUAUGGGACAAUUUAUUUCAAAAUGCAUUGCCUAAUAAAGUUAUAAUUGGUUUUGUAAACCAACAGGUUGUAAACCGUAGUUACGUACAUAAUCCCUUUAACUUUAUACAUAGUAAUGUAACCAGUAUUGGUUUAUACGUGGACGGUGUAAGCGUGCCAAGUCGACCCUUACAGUUAGAUUUUGAUAAAAAUCAGUUUGUAUCAGCAUAUUUAAAUUUGUUCGAUUGCGCGGAAAGUAAACAAAACCGCACUGGACUUACGAUUGAGAGGUCCUAUUUCCCAAAUGGUUAUUCAUUGUUUUGCUUUGUGAUUGAGCCAAACAAUCUAGGCGGUAAAUACUUAAAUCUCGUUAAAACUGGUCAUACCCUUCUAGAGGUCAGAUUUAAAACCCCAACUUCUGUCCCCAUUAGUUGUUUAAUGCUUGCAGAAUUCCCAACCUUGUUACAAAUUGAUCAGUUCAGAGACGUACGUUUUAUUCAGCCAUGA
Mercenaria mercenaria is the source of this 1263-nucleotide messenger RNA. RefSeq lists its product as uncharacterized. The coding region runs from base 1 to 1263 and encodes 420 amino acids. NCBI's taxonomy places the organism in Eukaryota, Metazoa, Mollusca, Bivalvia, Venerida, Veneridae. The transcript has a single exon. The record is from RefSeq and is a predicted model, not a curated record.